Molecule: messenger RNA, 1611 nt
Organism: Ruditapes philippinarum (Manila clam)
Lineage: Eukaryota; Metazoa; Mollusca; Bivalvia; Venerida; Veneridae
Exons: 6
Coding region: 57-1442 (461 amino acids)
Source: RefSeq, a predicted model, not a curated record
CGAUAUAACUUGGUCUUGUCAAUAAAUCGAAUCAGUGUUGUUUUCAUUCAGGUCUAAUGUGUUUAUUUGUUUUUACACAGAUUCAGCUAAAUGAUGGAAUGAUGAAUACGGUUAACAGGAUUGUAAGGAUAGGGGUGAUUUUGUAUCUGAAUACAAUAUUGUCUGGAUGCAGGGCUAACAUUUGGCUACAAGAGCCUCAUUUUUACACAGUAAACCUGGAGACUCACACGUGGAAUGAAGCACGAGAGUAUUGCAGAUUGUUAAAUGACCAACUGAUUAGUAUUGCUAAUGAGACCGAGUCUUAUUUCUGGACAAAACUUUUAAAUCUCACCAGAUUGCAGGACCAUCGGUCUGCUGAUGGUGUGUACUGGACUGGACUUCAUGCACCUGACACUAACUCUUCACUAUCAUUAUUCUGGGAUGAUUGCUCUGUAUCUACAAAUGUUGGGAUUACAAAUAAUGGUUCAACAGCAAAUGGCUAUCAAUGUGUUGCAAUGUACAGCCGAGAUGUAUCUUAUGUAGAAUUACACAGAUCCAUGUGUAACGAGACAUACCCAUUUAUCUGUUCGACUAAUUGGAAUGGUUCGGACUGUGUCAAAUCAUGUGACGAACUUGUUGUUUUAACUGACCAGGACGUUUGUGACAAACUCUGUGACAACAUUGCAUGUUAUACCAUCUAUUUAAACCAAAUGAACAUGUGUCACGUGGUUCCUAAAGUAUACACUAGCUCAACAAUUUUUACGAUCUGCUACUUACCUUCAGAGGACUUUGCACCAGAAAUAUGUGGGCACAAAACUGAAUACCUAUCUUUAGAUAAAGUAGAUACCAGCCCGACAGUUACUGAUAUUACCUGCACGUUACAACAACCAAACAUUACUGUCACUAAUACAACAAAUGUGAAACCAUGCGAAUGUCUUUGUGAAAAACUCUGGACAUUUUUACCAAAUCCUUUACCAGAAACGGAGAACCUCACAAUAGAAGAAAAGAUUGAAAUUAUCGUUAAUGAACUCUCUCUGGAUAAGAAAAAUACAUCUUCAAGUCUGCGGAAGUAUGUAAGCGUGAUGGAUUAUAGACCAAGUUCUAUAGGAAUUGGAAUAGUCGCAGGUGCUAUUAUAAUGGCAGUAAUUGGUACUAUCAUCAUCAUGGAUUUGUCGACAAUAUGGAGUCAAAUACAUUCCUUUUUCUCAUCACUCCUUCAAAUGCUUUCAAUUCCUAAUAGUAGGCGUUGUGGAAUUCAACCAGACCUUGUAAGGGGUAAUGAGGGAAGUAUGUCCGCAAGUAAUGACCAGAUUACCGAUAAAGUCAAUAGUGUAGGGUGGUUUUCAAGGGAAAGGUUAUUGUACACGAGUUCGGAUGCAGAAGAUACAUAUAUUGAACUGGCUUUACCAAAGGAUAAAUAUAAAAACAAAGUUGUGCAUACUACUGCAACAAGUGGAUUGUAAUUAUUUAAUUAAUUUCAGUCUAGUUCAUAAGAAAGAUGUUAGCGCUAGGUUGGUUGUUUUCUGUUCCUAUCUUGUAUUGUUUGUCAUGAUAAUUUGAAUGAAACUUUUAUAAAUAUUUGAAAAUAAGCUUAUAUCUAAUCGUUAUUAAAGAAUAUAUCACACAAUCAAA